This is a messenger RNA of Arabidopsis thaliana (thale cress), 1879 nucleotides long. RefSeq names its product Disease resistance protein (TIR-NBS-LRR class) family. Lineage: Eukaryota; Viridiplantae; Streptophyta; Magnoliopsida; Brassicales; Brassicaceae. Bases 92 to 1351 code for a protein of 419 amino acids. Gene Ontology annotation, biological process: signal transduction. The transcript is spliced from 4 exons. The record is from RefSeq and is marked reviewed.
AUUUGAACUAAUGACUUUGGGAGCGAAGACUUUUUACAAAAGAAUGUAAAGAGCGAUUAAAAGCUUAAGAUCCACGAAAAAUCCACUUCCCAUGGCGGUUCCCUCCAUCUACAGUGAAGAAAUCCCACCGCAGCACCAAGUCUUCAUCAACUUCAGAGGAGAGGAGCUACGAAAAAGCUUCCUCGGGUUUCUGUUGAAGGCCAUGAGAGACGCGAAGAUCAACGUCUUUACAGAUGAGAUCGAAGUCAGAGGUAGAGAUAUACAGAAUCUUUUGAGCAGGAUUGAGGAAUCGAGAGUCGCCAUUGCGAUCUUAUCGAAGAGAUACACUGAAUCGAGUUGGUGUUUGGAUGAAUUAGUGAAGAUGAAGGAACGGAUUGACCAAGACGAGCUCGUUGUCAUUCCAAUCUUCUACAGAUUGGAUGCCACAAACUGUAAAAGACUCGAGGGACCUUUCGGCGAUAAUUUUCGGAAUUUGGAGAGAGACUAUCGAAGCGAGCCUGAAAGGAUCAAGAAAUGGAAAGAAGCUUUGAUCUCUAUUCCCCAAAAGAUUGGCUUAACUUCGGCAGGACACAGGGAUGAGUCUGAAUUGGUUGACUCAAUCGUUAAGGAGGUGAAGAAAGUGCUAAUCGAUGUUUCAAGAAAGGACAGAAACAAUUCUCAAAAUUCCACUAACAUAAAAGGUCAAUCUUUUGAGCCUCUAAUGGCAGAGCUAGACCGACUACCAACACGUCGCCCACAAGUGUUUGUCAAUUUCUGCAAUGACGAGCUUGGCGACAACUUUAUUAAACAUCUCGUGUGGGCUUUGAGAGACUCAGGGAUCAAUGUCUUCAAAGACAGCUUCAAGCUUAUAGGAAGUGGACAAAAACAAGAAGUGUUCAUGAGUAUAGAGAACUCGAAUAUCGCGCUUGCCAUCUUCUCAAAGAGGUAUUCUGAGUCAUAUCGGUGUUUGAACGAGCUUGUGAAGAUGGAAGAGCUUGCCAAGGAAGGAAAACUCGUGGUCAUUCCAGUCUUCUACAGUGUGAAAACAAACGAAGUGAGAAGACUUGAGGGAGAGUUUGGAAUACAUUUUAGAAACACAAAAGAGAGAUUUGCUAUGGAACCAAUGAUGGUUGAAAGUUGGGAAAAAUCCUUGAAGUCAUCUACUGUUACAGGGAGGAUUGGCUUGAGCUUGGAAGCACACAUGAACGAAUUUGCUCUUGUCGGUGCCAUUGUUAAAGAGGUUACAAGAUUACUACCAAACUCUCCAAAGAAGAAGAAGAAGAAGAAAAUUAGGUAUUGGAGAAGUUUUCUUGAGGGCUUUGACUGCUACAUUUAUCUUUGCUGUCUUCAUAUACCCUAUGCCUAUGCCUGAUGUGAACUUUUUGAAAAUUGGUAAGUUGUUAUUAGGCUUUCCGUUUUUGGUUGUUGUCUUGCACAAGAUUUUAUGUUAAUAUUAGAAACAAAAUGAUGUUUUCUCGCUUCUGGCUUGUGGACGCUAACACUAUAUGUAAUGUUGUGACGCACAUCAGCUAUGUCUAUUUGAAUGUUAUCUCUACGGUUAUUUUGUGAUGUACAUAGUAAACCAAUCCAUGUCCACACCGCACUGUGUUGAGAGAAGAUGGUGAUUAUCAGAAUAGAAUUACUAUCAGCUCAAAUUUAUCAUCUUCAAAGACGAGAAAUUUGCAUCCAAGGAAGAGUAUAAUGUGUAAAGGAAAAGGAGAACCGAUACAUGCUACGAUAAACCAAAGGAUGCAAUUCAAACAAAAAAGCCAAGGUUCCCUAAAUGAGAAGACCUGCCUUUCUCGCAAUCUUGGACCUCAUUUCUUCUCACUAGCAUUCUCAAGCUCCUUCUUUAACUGACGCGAGAAGUCGUCACUGACAUCAUCAUCAUCCCAGUCAU